AUGUUUCAUCAAUGGCAACAGCAUGACCCUGAGCAACGGUCCCGUGUGGCAAGGACGCGGACAGGGUGUCUGACAUGUCGGCGGAGAAAGGUCCGCUGUAACGAAGUCCGCCCCAAAUGUGGACAUUGCUCUCGACUACGUCUUUCAUGUACUUGGCCACCGGAUUCUGCUUUUGAUGUGCCGGGCACUACUAAAGUAUCAAAGGCGAAGAAGUCGAAGCAAGAUAGUCGAGACAAGCGACAGUCACAACAACAAGGGCAACCACAACCGCAACCAAAGUCGGGAUCACAAUCGCCACAGAAACAGCAACGGCUUAUACCAGUGCAAGAGGAAGGUGCACAAUCGCCCUCUUCAAGAACGUCACUGUUGGCACAAUCAGAACCGCAAACACACGCACAACAAUUUAUUCCAGAAGCAGACUUCAACGAAAUCUUCAACUAUGCAAGCUUCCUCUGGGACAACGACUCCCCUACGAUCUCCUUUCCCACGGGCUCAUCGCCCUUGGACAGCCUGAGUACUCCACAUGAUCAACUACAACUAACCAUGCCUCUAGCUGUCUCUGAGACCAUGAAGAGAACGGCGUCAGUAGUCGUUCCCCCUUUGUUCAUGAGUGAUAGAUGGGCUAGUGAUAACGGGGACUUCAUACCUGCUGCUUCUGGUGUCAAUGUCACCGAGUCCGAGUUAUCGGAUUUCUUUGCUCGGUCUACGGCGCCACCGAUUUUGGCUCCAUUGGAGACAAGCUCCCGAUGGUCCCGGAUGAGGAAAAUGCUGAUUUAUAUGUGCAAAAAGUCAGAGAUGGUCAAGAACGCUGUCAUGGCGUUUGCUGCCCUGCAAUUCGAGUCGCCACGUUCAGGCAGCCGAACCAUACACACCCAAUAUUAUACUUUAUCACGAGAUAUGCUCACUAAAAUUAUUACCGAGGUCUCCAUGGACCAAAAACUUCUCGUAGUCGAAUUGAGACACAUAUUGGCUACUGUGUUUCUGUUAACUUAUAUUGAUCUUCUCGACGAUGAUGUGUUCAAGGCACACGGCAACCUGCGGGAUGCUUUUCAUGUGAUUCAACGGGUUCGAAAUGAGAAUCUUAGUUUAACAGAGAAAUGCUUAGUAUCGUGGUUGCGACUUCUGGAUGGCCGUGCAGUUAGUGCUGGAGGAGAGGGACUCUUUCUCGAUGAAGACGAUAACAAUAUACCACCGGAUAUGGAAUCGCCUCCGGACACUGUUGGUGGUGGUCUAGAAAACGCAGAGACUAUUUUAGAAGACGUUCUUACUCGCCCAGCCUCGUCCUUCUUCCAAAAAGUACAGUCCUUCAUGGGGCGAAUUUCACGAAUCGACCCGUGGCACCGCUCGCGCGGUACUGUGGACGAUGAGACCGAUGUCAUGAUUAUUGCUCAGAAAAUUAGCAAGGAUAUCAAAGCCCUCUGGCAUCAACGACCGUCACUUAUGGACCAUGCCAUUGCGUGCAAGCUAGUGCCGCCGUUGCUUUCUCCAUCGUUGGCAAACACACUAUCAAGGGCAUUGAUGGUCUGCUACGCCAAUUAUCAUGCUUCUUUUGUGCAUCUGCAUCGCGUCGCAUAUAAGAAUCUUCCACGAACACCAGAUCUCGAAACAGCUCUCUGCGCUAUCCAGAAAGUCACAGAAAACCUAAUGCGCACACCUCACAGCGCCACAGAUACAACAACAACAACAACGAACUCCAUGGAGACCAUUUCUGGAUUUACUUCCAGCUCCCCCUUGCCAAUCAACAUGCUCUGGCCUCUCUUGAUGCUCGGCGUAGAAUCGGACGAUGCACACCAACGGGCAUGGGUGGUCGCAGCAAUGAAAAGCAUGGAGAGUAUUGUUUCCAAUGCUGGGAUUACAGCUGAUGUCCUUGAAGAGGUGAUAAGACGACAGGACGAGGCCGGGCAGAGGAUGGAUAUUCGACAGGUUAUGCACGAUACUUUCACGAGGGCUUUUGCUAUUGUCUAA
Talaromyces marneffei is the source of this 1965-nucleotide messenger RNA. RefSeq lists its product as uncharacterized. Gene Ontology annotation, biological process: positive regulation of transcription by RNA polymerase II. Gene Ontology annotation, molecular function: DNA-binding transcription factor activity, RNA polymerase II-specific; transcription cis-regulatory region binding; zinc ion binding. Gene Ontology annotation, cellular component: nucleus. The record is from RefSeq and is a predicted model, not a curated record. The transcript has 4 exons. Bases 1 to 1965 code for a protein of 654 amino acids. NCBI's taxonomy places the organism in Eukaryota, Fungi, Ascomycota, Eurotiomycetes, Eurotiales, Trichocomaceae.